This is a messenger RNA of Nasonia vitripennis (jewel wasp), 4229 nucleotides long. RefSeq lists its product as uncharacterized. The transcript is spliced from 13 exons. The record is from RefSeq and is a predicted model, not a curated record. Bases 857 to 4057 code for a protein of 1066 amino acids. Gene Ontology annotation, molecular function: protein binding. Lineage: Eukaryota; Metazoa; Arthropoda; Insecta; Hymenoptera; Pteromalidae.
GGAAUAUUUUUUUAACUUUUCAUCAUUUAUUUACAGUAUUUACUAUUUCUAUAGUUUCAAAACCAUACAAUACAUUCGGAUAGUUUCAUUCAUAAUCCAGAAUUAAACGCCGCACACUUAGCAGUUCACCGCACACACUACACGUAAAAGGUUCGAUGACCUCCAACUAUAACCGCACGUACGAGAGUUACAUAAACGCGUCAAUCAAAAUACACACAUAAUGACAUAAAACUCACUGACGCGUCAACCAGCUCCAGCAUCGCUAUAUACUUCAAUUCUAGCGGAAAAAACCAACCCAAACACGCGGCAAAUUCAAAUACAAAAUUCACGAAUUCGCGCGUCGAAAGCUCUGUGGGCUCUUUCUCGCGGAUUUUCACGAAAAAAAGCCUCACUACAUGACACGAGCGACGGGUGUCAAACUUUUGGAAGCUUCUGUACGCUUCUCGACUAAAUAAGCUCUACUCUACUCUCUCAUCCUUUUCGGAUCCAAAAAUACACAACGGGCGCGCGCGACGGCCAGCGAGCGAAGAACGUUCACCCAACGGGCAAUGAGAAGAGAAUAACGUCGAGAGAGAGAGAGAGAGAGAGAGAGAGCCGAGGGCGCGCGUAGUACAAUCUAGAUUUUACCAUUGGCAGCACCGCCUGUGCACCGCCGAGUCGUGGAUAUUUUUGUUUUUCAAUAACGCAUCAAUAUAAAAAGGCCGCGUAGACGCCGCGCCGAGUCAGUUGGUUAAAAGCUACAAAGCAGUUUGCUUGCACCUCUUGAAACUUUUGAGCUUUCGUUUUGUGCGGCGUGUAUUAUAUAGUUUUUGGAAUACUUAAUCGAUAUUAUUGAGGAAGCGCUAUUGCAAUCGUCAUGUCGGCGAAGAAAGCGGACGAUCAGGGCAACUACAAGAUCCAGCAGAACGAUCAGGUCGGCCGAUUCCUGGUAGCCAGCAAAGACCUGGAACCAGGCGAGCAGAUCCUUACGGAGCUUCCGUUCGUCGUUGGUCCGAAAGCAGCGACUUAUCCAGUCUGUCUGUCCUGCUACUCGGUAUGGCCCGCUACGGAGGACGACAGCAAGCCCCUCUGCUCUCGCUGCAGCUGGCCGGUCUGCGGUCCCGAGUGCGAGAACAACCCGCAGCACAAGGACUACGAGUGCCCGAUUUUCGAGGCGGCCAAGGAGAAGUUCAGCAUAGACGUCGCUUUGUCCGAGGAGCACCAGAACGGCGUACCGCAACUCGAGUGCAUCACGCCGCUGAGGCUCUUGCUGGCCGCCGAGAAGGAUCCCGAGCGCUGGAAGAGCGAGAUCAAGGACAUGGAGGCGCACAACAAGAAGAGGGCCCAGAAGAACCAGUGGCACAUCGACCACGUCAACAUCGUCGAGUACAUUAGGAAGCGGCUGAAACUGGAUAGGUUCUCGGAGGAGGACAUCCAGACGGCUUGCGGCAUCCUGGACGUCAACAGCCACGAGAUCCGCACAGCCAAGGGCUUCCUGGCCCGAGGACUCUACCCGAAGGUCGCGAUCAUGAACCACAACUGCGUCUCCAACACGGCCCACAGCAUCGACCCCAACGACUACAGGAUCUUCCUCAGGUCGGCCGUGAAGGUACCAGCGGCUGGAGAGCUGUUCGGCAGUUACACCCACGCACUGCUGCCUACACUGCUGCGCCGUGAGCACCUGCUCGAGAGCAAGCACUUCGCUUGCGCUUGCAACAGGUGCAGCGAUCCGACUGAGCUGGGAACCCACAUGUCCUCGCUCAAGUGCAGCAAGUGCGAUAACGGUGUCGUGCUGCCACUCGACUCUUUAGAUGCCGAGAGUCAGUGGAAGUGCACGCACUGCGAGUUCUCGACGAACGGACUGGCGGUGGCGAAGGUGCAGAAGAUAAUCCAAGCAGAAAUGGACCAGGUCGAGAUGUACUCCGCCGCAGACGGCCCGGAUGCCAUUCAAAACAGAGAGACCUUCAUGAAGAAGUACCACUCGGUCCUACAUCCGCGACACGCUCUCCUCACCAUCCCGAGAUUCUCCCUGAGUCAACUCUACGGCCGAGUGGAGGAGUACUUCCUCGACGACCUACCGGACAUAGUCCUCGAGCACAAGAUUGAUAUGUGUCGUCUGGUCCUGCAAGUGCUGGACGUCGUAGAACCCGGUAAAACUCGAUCACGCGGAAUGAUCCUGUACGAGCUCCACGCGCCUCUACUGUUUAUCGCCAAAGGCCAGUGGAACGCCGGGGUCAUCGACAACGCCGGUCUCAAGUCCAAGAUGACCGAAGCUGCGACUGUUCUCAAAGAGUCAGUCGACAUUCUCACUCUGGAGCCUAAGGGCACACCCGAGGCGGAUAUAGGCGAAGGUGCGACCAUGGCACUCGCGCAGCUUCAACAGUCGAUCAACGAUCUGCGUUUCACGCCGAAAGAUAAGAGGGAUAGAAUGGACGGAAAGCCGGCGAAGAAAGCCGCUAAUGCCAAAAAGUACGAGUUGGCUUACUCGGAUGUGCUGGGAAGAUACCUGGUAGCAGCGAAGAACCUAUCCGCCGGCGAGGUGAUAUUCCGCGAGGAUGCCCUCGUCGUGGGGCCAGCGAUGUUCGCCAACGACGUCUUCUGCUUCGGCUGCAUGCGACCGCUGCCAGGCUACCUCUCCAGUAAAUCCAGCAAAACUCGCUACACGUGCUCCAAAUGCGGCGUCGCCGCGCUCUGCAAUCGAGCUUGCGAGGAUUCGGGACUUCACUCGACGGCGGAGUGCGAUCUUUUGCGGGCCAAGAGGGACGUGAUGCUGGAGAACAUGGAAGACCUGAUGCACACGUUGGUCCACCUGAAGCUCUGGCUCGUCAUGUCCGCAGGAAGCGAUCAGGAUGUCCGGGAGAGGCUUUCGAAAAUGGAAGCCCACAUGAACGAGAGACGGGGCAGCGAAGUCUGGUUCGAGCGCGAGGCGAACGUCGUCGACGUCUUUCGAAGAUUCGGGCUGGUGAGGUCGGAGAACGAGGCGGAGCUGGUCCAGUGGCUCUGCGGGGUCCUCGACGUAAAUAGCUUCGAGUUGCGGACUCCAGUGCCGGGCUCGAACGGCAACAACGGCUCCCCCCUGCUGAGAGGUAUCUUCCUGGAGGCCGCGCUGAUGGCUCACGCGUGCCGUGGAACGGCCCACAUCGCCGUGGACGACCGAUUCCAGAUGACUGUGUACGCCGCUGUACCCAUACCGGCCGGAGAGACCAUCGCGUUCAAUUACACGUCCUCCCUCCUGGGCACGAUAGAGAGGCAAGAGCACCUGCAAGUGGGCAAGUACUUCCGCUGCGAGUGCAGCAUGUGCGUCGACCCGCUGGAACACGGGUCAUUCGUCAGCUGCAUACUGUGUCCUCGAUGUAAGAAGGACUACGUGGCUAUUCAAAACGCCCGCGACAAGGAUCCUUACGGCCGUAAGACCAAGUGGCAGUGCCGCAAGUGCAAGAGGAUAUUCAGAGGCUGUCUCGUAAAGAGCACGAUCGAAAUCGGCAAGGAUCUGAUAGAGAACGUCGGCGAUGGAAAUUCCAAGGCGAUGGAGAGCUUACUCGUAAGGCUGUCCAGUACCUUCCACACGAACCACUUCGUCAUGCUGACUUUGAAGCAAAAAGUCCUGGCGGUCUACCGAAAAGAAGUGGGCAACCUUAACCCGCAGAGGAAGAUCUUGCAAAAGAUGCUGGAAAUCGGCAAGCAAGUGGUCGACGUCCUGGACAUCGUCGAGCCCGGUAUAUCGAGACUAAAAGGAAUACUACUCUACGAAAUGCACCUACCGAUCGCGAUUCUGGCGAACCGAUCGUACGCCUCGCGCGAAAUCACAGCCGAGCGCCUGGUCUCCUGCUUGGAGGAGUCGCAGGCUUGUUUAAAACGCUCGCUGCAUAUGCUUCUUUUGGAGCCGGCAAGCACACCCGAAGGUAUGCUGGCCAAACGCGCGCUCCAGGAGAUGAAACACCUCGCGCAAAACGUCGCCGACGCGCGAGCUCUACAGUUGCGGCAGAUGAGUACCCCCCAGGAGGAUCACAGUAGCGUCAAGAAGCCCGAGAGAAGAGGAAGCCACAGGCAGAGCAAGCAUCGAAAUAGAACCAAGUGAUGGUGUGGGCGUGUGACUUUAUUGUUCUCUACAGCUUUGAUGUGGGAAUAACAUGUGUGAUAACUGUGUUUUGUAAAUACAACCGAUAUGAUGUUUUAACUUGAUAUUAUAUGAUAAUUGUUGAUCGAUGAUGAAUAAAUAAUUAUGGAAGUGUUAUCCACCUUUAAUUUAA